AUGGAUGAUCUUAUUACUGGAUCAGACACAUUAGAAAGUACCAUUCAACUCAAAGAACGAAUAACCAAUAUUUUAGAUAGUGGCGGUUUUCAAUUACGCAAGUUUAUGUCAAACGAUACGCGCAUUAUUGAUGAAUCUCAUUCGAACAAGCAAUCAGACUAUCAACUUUCAGAAAACGAAAACGUAAGAGCCCUUGGCUUAGCAUGGAAUGCUAAAUCCGAUCGCCUUAAAUAUUCUAUAAAUUUAGAAGAUACGGGUCAACCCGUAACUAAGCGAAACAUACUGUCCGUGAUAUCCAAAAUAUUCGACCCGCUUGGCCUGGUGGGUCCAUGUGUCAUUUUGGGAAAAAUCAUUAUACAAAAAUUAUGGGUAUUAAGGUCGGACUGGGACGAUCCGGUUCCUGACGAAUUAACUAAUAUUUGGUUAGAAUUUUAUAGAGACUUACUUAGCAUCAAUGACAUUCAGAUUCCGAGACACGUAAUUUGUCCUGAUUAUAUUCAAAUUGAACUACACGGUUUUUCCGACGCUAGUGAAGCAGCCUAUGGGGCAUGUAUAUAUCUCAGAAGUAUCAGUAAGGGCGGACAAAUUCAUACCUCAUUAGUUUGCGCCAAAUCACGCGUGGCACCACUUAAAAUUUUAUCAAUACCACGGUUGGAAUUAUGUGGAGCACUUUUGCUCGCACAAUUAACCAAAGGAGUACUUAGCUCAUUAACCAUACCUGUUCAAACCUUUUAUUGGUGUGAUUCCUCUAUAGUGUUAGCAUGGUUGCAAGCGGAACCUGCAACUUGGAAAACAUUUGUAGCCAAUAGGGUCUCUACAAUUCAAACGUUAACUGACAUAAAUAAUUGGCGGUUUGUUAAUUCAGCGGAAAACCCUGCUGAUGUUAUUUCACGUGGCGCUACUCCUACACAACUCAAAAAUUUAGACAUCUGGUGGUCAGGACCCGAGUGGUUAUCCAAGGCUAAUACUCAUUGGCCAACACUUUGUUCAGCUAAUGCUAGUAAAAUUCCGGAUAAACGUAAAAACGAAAACAUAUCAUUAGUUACGAUUUUAGAUCAACAUAUAUUUGACAGAUUUUCUUCCUUAUUAAAAAUGCAAAGAGUAGUAGCAUAUUGUUUAAGGUUUUACAACAAUUGCAAAUCAAACUCGUCAAAGGUGUACGGAUACUUGACUACAAAUGAACUCGAUGUAUCAUUAUUAACUCUUGUAAAGGUUGCGCAGUCUCAUUCAUUCGGUUUAGAAAUUAGAAAUUUAAGGGGUAAAAAAACGGUACCUAACACUUCCUCAAUAUUAUCUUUGAACCCGUUUAUCGACGACAAUGGGAUUCUACUUGUUGGAGGCAGACUUGUUAAGUCAGAAUUGCCUUAUAACCAGAAACACUUACUUCCUUAUAAACACUCAUUGACAGACAUGAUUAUUAGACGAGAACAUGAAAGACUGCUUCAUUCAGGUGUUCAAGCUGUACUGGCUAGUUUAAGAUGUAAAUUUUGGCCUAUUAAUGGCAGAAAUGCAGUAAGAAAAGUAAUACACAAGUGUAUCACUUGUUUCCGUGUUGCACCAACGCCAGUCGAGCCUCAAAUGGGUGAUUUGCCCAAAUUGAGAAUUACCCCAUCGCGACCCUUUUAUACUACUGGUAUCGAUUUCGCUGGCCCUUUCCAGGUAAAGGAUGGCAAAACUCGUAGGAGAAGGUUAGUCAAAUGUUACAUGUGCAUAUUUAUUUGCUUUUCAACAAAAGCUAGCCACCUGGAACUCGUAGGUGAUUUGAGCACUCAAUCGUUUUUAAAUGCCUUUAAACGAUUCAUAGCGAGAAGAGGCAUAUGCCGCAAUGUUUACAGCGAUAAUGCUAUGAAUUUUGUGGGAUCGGCUAAUGAAAUUACUAAAAUUUUAGACACCAUAUCCAAUCCAAAUAUCAAUAAUAACUUUGUUAAUUGGUUUUCUCAAAACAAAAUAAAGUGGCAUUUUAUACCACCUCGAAGCCCGCAUUUCGGGGGGUUAUGGGAGGCUGCAGUAAGGUCGGCAAAAUAUCAUAUGAAACGAAUUUUAGGUAAUGCCCAUUUAACGUUUGAGCAUUUGUACACGAUUUUGACGCAGAUUGAAGCUGUAUUGAAUUCCCGACCGUUAACCCCAUUGUCCUCUGAUCCUGAAGAUCUUUUAGCCCUCACCCCCGGACAUUUUAUUAUCGGUGAUCGCAUGACCGCCAUGCCGGAACAGGAUGUAGAGCAAAUAGCAACAAAUAAACUAGAUCACUACAAAAUAUUACAGCAAAUGGCGGAGCAUUUUUGGAAAUGCUGGUCACGUGAAUACAUUUCCACACUACAGCUCUAA
This is a messenger RNA of Anoplophora glabripennis (Asian longhorned beetle), 2325 nucleotides long. RefSeq lists its product as uncharacterized. The record is from RefSeq and is a predicted model, not a curated record. The transcript has a single exon. Gene Ontology annotation, biological process: DNA integration. Bases 1 to 2325 code for a protein of 774 amino acids. Lineage: Eukaryota; Metazoa; Arthropoda; Insecta; Coleoptera; Cerambycidae. Gene Ontology annotation, molecular function: nucleic acid binding.